AACACUUUAUACUGUGUGUGUGUUUGUGUGUUUGUGUGUGUCCUUGUCAGGGUGAAGGGAAAGCUGCAGCUCGACUCAAACCGCCACAGACAUGAAUCACCUGCUGAAAGUGCCCAUUCUGGCCAGCCGUGCCUUCAGCACCUCUGCCAGACAGCUGAGGAACAGAGUCCCAGAGGCCCAGAAACUCUUCCAGGCAGACAACGGGUUGCCAGUCCACAUCAAGGGAGGAACCACUGAUGUCAUGCUGUACCGGGUAACCAUGACAAUAACUUUAGGAGGAACGUGCUACUCUCUGUACUGGCUGCUCUAUGCGUCAAUGCCUCACAAGAAAGAGUAAAGACGCAAUGACACCGGGCUCGGUCUAUUGCAUGGAGCGGGACGCCCGGCUCCAUCUAACACUAAUGUUUGUUGUGUACAGUUCUCUUAGAUUUCAUCACAGUCCGUCCUUCUUUCAUCACGACUCAACUGAAUAUGUAAAAACUGUUAAAAGACUUUAAAUCAA
Thunnus maccoyii (southern bluefin tuna) is the source of this 502-nucleotide messenger RNA. It is a transcript of the gene cox7a1, whose product is annotated as cytochrome c oxidase subunit 7A1, mitochondrial. Lineage: Eukaryota; Metazoa; Chordata; Actinopteri; Scombriformes; Scombridae. Gene Ontology annotation, biological process: regulation of oxidative phosphorylation; mitochondrial respirasome assembly; mitochondrial electron transport, cytochrome c to oxygen. The record is from RefSeq and is a predicted model, not a curated record. The coding region runs from base 92 to 337 and encodes 81 amino acids. The transcript is spliced from 4 exons.